Molecule: messenger RNA, 2948 nt
Organism: Cylicocyclus nassatus
Lineage: Eukaryota; Metazoa; Nematoda; Chromadorea; Rhabditida; Strongylidae
Source: the annotation of a GenBank genome assembly
AUGACAUCGAGAUUCUCAGAAAUGAACGUUGAAGAUGUGGGAGUGAAGCAGCCAAUCGCCACUCCGAGUAGGAAUGACUUUUGCAAAUUCAUGAUGGCUGCAGCUAAGGAGGACGGUGAGGGAUCGCCAGUGGAUACCAACGAAGAAAGUCUUUCUCAUCGAAAAUCGGAAGCUCUGCGUUCGAACCGAUAUAUCAAGCCGGAACCUGUUGAUGAUUACGAAAAUGAAAGUGCUUCCGGUCCUCCUUCGCCGCGCAUGAGAUACAAACGUCAGUGCGCUGAGCUAGCCAUCAAGAAGAUUAAACUGGAAAUGCAGCCUGGUCAUUUCGAUCCCAAUAAAGAGAAGAAAAAUGGUGGAGAAUCACGUGAAGGCUCGUGUGAUCGAAGUGAAUGUGCGCUACAGAAGACAUGCUCGCUGAAUCUCGUUCCAAACUGUCUGAAAACCGUGACGGAUGCUUGCGGCAAAAAUUUUUAUCAUCUUACAAAAGGCGAACAUGUCUGUGGUCCUUGCUACGAUGAGCUUUGGAUGACAGGACAUAUCCAUGCUCAGCACUUUGCCGACUGGAAAGUGACCUGGUGCAAAAUGAGUCGUUGCUUCCCUACACCAAGAUUUUUUGUGCAGGAUCAGCUGCUCCCAUACUGGCUUGAGUGCACAAAAUGUCACAAAUACCGCAAAUAUGACUCAGAGGCGUUGAAAGUGAUUACCGUUUCAGAGAUUGAAAGCUUCAUUUGCAUCGAUUGCUCUGCACCGGAGGAUAGGCUAGCGAUAGAAGCUCGUAACCCGAACUGGAUUUUAUCGGCUGCAGUUGCUCCUUUGCUGCAUAAUUCGCCAUCUUUGUACUACCUGAAGGAUCAUUACUAUCUGGAUGAGGUUGGAGUUAGCCCGGCUGCUGCCAGCUAUCCGGAAGACAUCACCGUACCUUCAUCGUCAUUUAUGGCACCUUUUCACAUACCUGAACAGCCUAUGGCCUUCUGUGUUCGGCCGGAUGUGAUGGAAUACGAUGAACUGAAACGUUUCCCACAGUACUCUGCAGAGCCAAUCAUAUAUCUUGGCCUUCGUAAUCUCAUAAUCACUCUUUGGAACAUGAAUCCGUGUGAAUAUCUUACAUUUGAUCGUUGCAAGAAUAAUCUUAUCUCACGUGGGCUUUGCCGUAUAUGGCAAAUUCAAGAAAUGAAGAAGAUCUAUGAUUAUUUAAACGUCAAAUGCAUAAUCAAUAUAGGACUCGUCAGCAUUCCUCCGGCUUUAGAAACGAGAUCAAAGCGCACUCCGAACGUGUUGAUCAUUGGAGCAGGGAUAAGUGGACUUGCUGCAGCACAUCAACUGCGAUCACUUGGUGCCAAAGUGACGCUUUUGGAAGCGAAGGAUGUUUUGGGGGGCAGAAUGCAGGAUGAUCUUAGUUUGGGGAUCCCAGUUGGUCAUGGUGCGCAAUUGAUCACAGGGAUCAUGAACAAUCCGAUCGUUGUUAUGUGCCAUCAGGCAAACAUUCCUUAUCGCCCGCUACAUCGAGAAUGUGCAAUGAUGGACUCAGCUACUGGGAAAGUUCUGAAUCAUAAAGUCGAUUGGAUUGCUGAAGAGCACUGGAAUUGUAUACAUGACAUUUUGGGAUACUGGCGUUCACACAGCAAAGCACCCGAUCGGAGCUUGAUGGAUCAAAUCAACAUCGCACAUAAGAAACUCAUCAAAGGAUCGCGUAUCAAAUGGGGAGAUGCACAUGAACGCGCUUUUCAGUUCAAUCUUGGCAACGCAGAGUUCAGUUGUGGCGCAAAGCUAGAUGAAGUCUCCUGGAGAAACUGGGACCAAAACGAAGCCGUCAAUCAAUUUGCCGGUGCUCAUGCGCUUCUUCCAGAUGGAUGCGUCGACCUUAUAGAGAAACUUGCAGAAGGCACAGAUAUUCGAUUUGAGCAUGAGGUGCGCACCAUCGAUUGGCCGCGAACCAGAAAAUCGGUCACAGUGACAUGCACAAAUGGCAAAAAAUUUUCUGCUGAUAAGGUUUUGAUAACCGUUCCCUUGGCAGUGUUGCAAAAGCAUGGAAUCAGAUUCAAUCCCAAACUGCCGGACAAAAAGUUGAAAGCGAUGAGGUAUAUCGGAGCAGGGCUCAUAGAAAAGGUUGCUGUGCGUUUCCCACGUUGUUUCUGGAACGCGCUAUUGAAGAAAGAUGGAACUUUGGACUAUUUCAGUAACGCGCCGCGCAAAAGCAGCGAGCGAGGACUGUUCAACAUGUUUUACGAUUUUUCAAAGAGGGAUGCUAAUGGUGUAGCUCCAUAUUAUGUUCUGAUGUCAUAUGUAUGUGGAGAUUCCGUGAAUCUGGUGAAUGAACACACUGAUGAGGAAGUUGGACAGAUUUUUGUCGAUACCUUGAAAAAGCUGUUUCCCAAUGAGGAUAUCCCUAAACCAGACGGAGUGGUAGUAUCUCACUGGGGACGCGAUCCCCAUAUUGGAAUGUCCUACACAUAUGUGCGUAUAGGAGGUACAGGAGCACAUUAUGAUGCUUUAGCAGCUCCCGUAGAUGCACGGCUCUUUUUCGCAGGAGAAGGUACAAAUCGCUUUUUCCCACAAACAAUGACCGGGGCUUAUAUUAGCGGGCUUCGUGAAGCUGGUCGCAUUAUAGAAUCUUGUCAUAAUGAGAUAUGGAUAGAUUAGAUUCCAUUUUUUUGGUUCUAAGUCUUUUAUUUUUUUUCACACUUUCCUUUCUCAUUUGACUAUGGUUUUCAACAAUGGUUUAGCUUCUAAAGUUAUUUAUUUCCUUUUUUGUUGCCAAACCUUCCCGUUUUUCUGGCCUUUCGAAUUUUUCUGCAUCAAUAUGAGCUCUUAACUAGUUGAUUCUGUACAACUAACCUCUUUCUUUGGAAUACCAAAAUUAGUUUUGUGAUGUUUCUGACAAAGGUCUUGUGAUUUCUUGCUAACUUUUCCUAGUACUAUUUCUUCUGAUCUCAGAAUGUAUGUUUGUA